Messenger RNA from Salpingoeca rosetta, 2181 nucleotides. RefSeq lists its product as uncharacterized. The transcript has 12 exons. Lineage: Eukaryota; Choanoflagellata; Craspedida; Salpingoecidae. The record is from RefSeq and is a predicted model, not a curated record. The coding region runs from base 1 to 2181 and encodes 726 amino acids.
AUGUCCAACGGGCUCGGCGGCCUGAACGAGGGCCAGCACCGCACGCUCAAGACGGCGGUGGAACACAAGCUGAACGAACUGGCAUCCUUCCAAGACACGGAGCUCGUGGAAUUUGUCCUCUUGCUCGUCCAGAACAACCGCGACAAGGCGACUUGCGUAUCCACGCUGCAGGACCUUCUUGAGGAUGUCACUGUUCCGUUUGUGGACUGGCUGGGGGAAGCAGUGAGUCAGAUCAAGGCAGGCACUUUCGUACCUCCAGAGCCGGCGCCUGCUGCGCAAGAGACUGCAGAGGAAGAGCACGAGAAGAGCGCAUCACCGCAUCGCCAGGCUCACUCCCCUUCCCGCUCACGGUCCCCUUCUCGCUCUCGCUCUCACUCCCGCUCACGAUCACCAUCGCCACGUGCGCGGUCGCGAUCCCCGCCACCGCGCCCGCGUUCCCGCGACCGGGACCACUAUGGCCACGGCUACGGCCGCCCGCGCGACAGGGGAUAUGCCGGGCGCGACGUUGACCGCCGCCGCGACGUUGACCGGGACCACAACCGCUAUCGCCGUGGUGGUGGUGAUCGCGGCGGUCGGUUUGCGCCGCGGUACCACGAUGACAGAUAUGGCGAGCGGGACGGGCGCCGCUGGCGGCGUGGAUCGCCCCCGCCUCCGCACCACCGCGACUGGCGACGCGACCGCGACCGCCGCGGUGCUGCUGCUGCUGCUGAUGAUGAUAAUGAUGAGCGACGCCGCCGUGGCAGUGGUGGCGCUGGCGCUGACCGACGCCUGUCGACUGUUGUUGUUCGCUCGCAGGACCGCACAGCAACACGAUCCGACGCCGUGCGCAAGAACAAGGCGUCGUUCAGCAACGCCAGGCUUGCGUCGAGUGCCUUUGAGGCGGCAGCGGAGAGCACGGCUGCGCCACGCCCCCGUAUCACAGACCGUCUUGGUGCUGGCUCUGCAGACUCAAAACAGCAGCAUCAGCAGCGCGCCGCCGAUGACAGCACCACCUCUGGUGCUGGUGCUGGUCGCCUUCGCGGGCGGUUGGGCGAUGCUGCCCGUCCCCGUGCCCGCGCCCGCGAGCGCUCUCCAAUCCGCCGCGCUGGUGCUGGUGAUGAGCGUGGUGGCCGUGGUGCUCGAGAUGAUGGUGGUGAGAGCGGUGAUGAUGAUCGUCAUCGUGGUGGUCGCCGCCCGCGCCGCGGUGCCAUCGACCGCGGCCGCUCCGGUGGCGCUGUGCGCAUGUUCCAGCAGGCCGCAGCCCAGUCCGCCAGAGAAGCUGAGGCGUACUACGAUGACGAAGACAACUUUAUUGCUGGCGACGAGGUGUUGUCGGACGAGGAGGAAGUGGUGCACGCCGAGGAAACCGAGCACGAACCACAGCGCGUCCAGCGACAAAACCCUCCCCGCCCAGCACACCGCGCUCCACCACCCGUGCCGGCACCACCAGCAGCACCAGCACCUGUUGUUGCCGCCCCUUCGCCACCGCUUCCCGCUGCUCCCGUGCCUGCAGGCAUGCCGCAUGGCCAGAACGCAUUCAGCCGUCUUGGCAGUCACCGCCAGCCCGCACCCGCGCCCCAGGCUCGCGGCAGCGUCUUUGCUCGCCUCUCAAACAAGAAGACGGGCGCUAUGCCACCACACGGCAUGCCCACGCCAUCGCCCGCAGCAGCACCAUACGUGCCCACGGGACUUCAGCAACAGCAGCAGCAGCAGCAGCAGUUUGGUGGUGGUGGUGGUGUUGGUGGUGGGUUUGCACAUGCACAGGCUGUCGCGAGCCAGAUUCUUCACGCUGCCGUCGGCCAACGCCCGCCAGCGCCAAAGAAGCAGAUGUUCACUGUGCAGCAGAAACCGUUUGGUGCAAAGAAGGCGGCUCCGCCUCACGCCACCAAACCACGUCCAAAGCCGACGCAGGCUACCCGUUCCAUGGCCCAAACGCUGUGCAAGUUCUUCCCAAAGUGCCUGAACAAGAAAUGCGGCUACUUCCACCCUGUCAAGUGCAAGUUUGACCUGAAGUGUGCUCGCCGCUCCACCUGUCCCUUCUGGCACAGCGACUCGCCCCUCCCACAGAUGGGCGCCCCGUCGGGACCAGCCAAGGCGCCACAGGCAACGCGACAUGUCAGCGAGCGCAAGUUUGCUUCCGACACAGUGGCCGAGAACGUGCCGCUCCCGCAGGAACAGGCGCGCAACCAGACGGUCGCUUGA